This is a messenger RNA of Coffea eugenioides, 1500 nucleotides long. RefSeq names its product receptor-like protein 44. Gene Ontology annotation, molecular function: protein binding. The transcript has a single exon. Bases 208 to 1032 code for a protein of 274 amino acids. NCBI's taxonomy places the organism in Eukaryota, Viridiplantae, Streptophyta, Magnoliopsida, Gentianales, Rubiaceae. The record is from RefSeq and is a predicted model, not a curated record.
AAUUACUUCCAUACAUAAUUGUACCCAUCUUCCCCUCCCACCUGUUGCCAACCUGCACUCAGAUAGUGCUACAAAAACGUCCCCCCAAGAAAAAAGAAUACUUUAGUAACUGCUAAGUAUAAUAGUGUCUUAUAUUUCUCCAAACGCAUUUUAGUGCCACCAGCCUCUAGCCCCCAACGCAACACCCUCCACCCCCCCACAAAAAGAAUGGGUGUUUGGAGCAACACAAGAAUCCUGCUGCUGAUUAUCCUGCUAACGUGCGCCCUACUCCCGCCAUCAGAGCCAGAUCCAAACGACGAGUUAUGCUUAACCCACCUCAGUGAAUCCCUUCAAGACCCAUUAAAGAACCUCCAAAACUGGAGCAAAGCUACCUUCGCUAACCCUUGCCAAGGCUUCACCUCCUUCCUCCAAGGUGCCACCUGCAACAACGGCCGCAUUUACAAACUCUCCCUCUCCAACCUCUCCCUAAAGGGCUCCAUCUCCCCCAAUAUCUCCAGCUGUACUAAUCUUCAAGCACUCGACCUCUCCUCCAACGCCAUCUCCGGCUCCAUCCCCCCUGACCUCCAAUACCUCGUCAAUCUCGCUGUCCUGAACCUCUCCUCUAACCGCCUUUCCGGGCCAAUCCCGCAACAGCUCGCUCUCUGCGCCUACCUUAAUGUGAUCGAUCUCCACGAUAACCAACUUUCCGCGCUCAUCCCUCAGCAGCUGGGAUUGCUGGCCCGCCUCUCGGUUUUCGAUGUUUCGAAUAACAAGUUGUCGGGUCCGAUACCUUCGUCCUUAGGAAAUAGAAGCGGGAACCUGCCGAGGUUUAAUGCGAGCUCCUACGAGGGGAAUAAGGAUCUGUACGGGUACCCAUUGCCGCCGAUGAGGAGCAAAGGGCUAUCGGUUCUGGCCAUUGUGGGGAUCGGAUUGGGGAGUGGGUUGUUGAGUCUGGUGCUGAGCUUUACAGCUGUUUGCGUAUGGUUGAAAAUUUCGGAGCAGAAAAUGGCUGCUGAAGAAGGCAAAAUUAGUCAACUCAUGCCGGAUUACUGAUUCAGCCUCUUUUUUUUUUUUUUCUUUUUUUGUUCUCUCUUGAAUUCUUCUUUUUUUAAAAAAAUAUAUUAUUAAUGGAGCUGCCACUAAGAAUCAAUGGCUGGAUAGGAUUGGAUGGAACUUACAGGUAUGUUUAGGGAGGUGGUGUUAGUAUUGGUAGUAGAUUAGCAGUAGUAGUAAAUUUUAGUGGCGAUGAUUGUGAUGGGCAUCUGGAUUGAAGUUCCAUGUUGUUGGCUUUUUGCUAAAAUUUGGGGGUAUUUUCCAACUUCAUUUUUGGGGGGGGGGGGGGGGAUUUAGUUGCUCUUUUUUUUGUUUUUGUUUUGUUUGCGCCCCCUUUUACGUCUUCGGUUGUGACCGUUUUCCUUCUUUUUUUUUUUCCCACCUUUUGUGCUAAAUUUUGGUUUCAUCCUUCUGAAACAUUUGACAAUGUAAAGAAUUAACGAAUUCAAUUACGAGUUAAGGCAAAUA